AUGGCCGACCCCCCAUCUUCUGAACCUGAUAGUCAGGCCCAUAUCUUCCAAAUCCUGCAAAGUUUAGGGAUGUCGCGCGACGACCUGGCACGUUGCACCACCGAAAUGCGGCACUUUCUUGCUUCAGAUACUGCGCCUUCUACUCGCGCGUUCUCCAGAGACCGGAGCGUUUCUCAGGAGCCCAGGUCGACAAUGGCCAUGCCUUCGUUGAGGUCUCGCUCGAAUUCGGGCGCCAACGCGUCAUUACCCCGUCCCCACUCCCCAUCACCCGCAACACCGGUGAAGUCCGAAUAUGUAGAGCCUUCUCUUGCGGCGCGCUAUUCCCUGGUUUCUCUUAAUCUGGACGCGGUGAUGGAACGAAAGGAGAAGGAAAGGUCCAAGCAAAUGAGACGGGUGAGAGAGAAACGACGAGUACACCAGCCGUCGCCGUCGCCGGCGAGGUCCAUCAGCUUGGACAGCUUCAUGAACACUCGCGAUCAUGCACGCGUCCCGAGCCCGGAACCGCGCCGUGGUUCUCCAGAAGCGUCAAGACAACUUGAGGAGAGCCAUCAUACGCCUCCUCACCUACGCUAUUAUAGAGUGUACGAGGACCAUCAACCGAUUCAUGGUCAUCCGACUCAGAAUUCCGAGGCGGGAGCGUCAUCCUCAUCCUGUGUCGGAUCUCCCGAGUUGACGCGAAACCGCACGUUUCCAACAUCAUCCCUGCCGCCUGUCACUCCGAAGCGGCAAAGCUCCUACUAUCGGACUACUCUGCCCCAGUCAUCUCCCCAUCGAGACGCAGAAGCGUCUAGUUCUCCCGUUCGUAUCGUCAAUAUUGUGACGUCUCCUGCGCCUAUGGGUUCGCCGCCGGAUGAGUCGGAGUACUCUUCCUUACCAUUCAAACUACCGCCGGGUCCAUACAGCCCUACGAAACCGACCCACUCGUAUGCCGCGCUCAUUGGGCAGGCUAUCCUCGCUUCCCCCGAUCACCGUUUGACUUUGCAGGAGAUAUACGAGUACAUCACCAUAGUUUACCCGCACUUCAAGCGGGGCGGCGGGGAGCAGACGUGGAUGAAUUCUAUCCGCCAUGUUCUCUCUACUACCGCUGUAUUUCGAAAGGUGAGCAGAGAGGUUCGGGAUGACAACGUUCGCGGCGGGGAGGCCGUCGUCGGUAAGACGAAGGGCCGGACUUUGUGGGCAAUUUGGGACGAUGACCUGGAUUGCUUCAAGAAUGGAGGCUUUGACAAGCGUUUCUGCAAAGACAUGGUGAACACCUCUGGCAAGAGCAAGAAGAGAGGUGCGGAGGAUACCUGCGCCAACUCGAAGCACGCCAAACGUGCCAGGCAGCUGGAAUCGGGAUCUGCCAGUACAUCCAGCUCUCGCGCCGAGAUGGCACAUCCGCAAGUCGUGCCGAUUUCUCAUACCAAUCCGCUAUUCCCGCCUGUGCCUAACAGGCACUCGUAUGCGACGCACCAACCAUACUAUCAACAAGUAUACCCGUCUGGCAGACAACACCGGUCUGCCGAAGUCUUUUUCCCUCCACUGCCCGAUUAUUAUCAGCAGAUCCCUUCACACCCUGCCGCACGAUCCGCGGCAAGUUCGUCCUCCAUCUCACGAUCGUCCUCUUACCUCGAUGUGGACGACUCGAGACCUGUCUCUCCCCCGUUGUCCACCACCUCUUCCACUGUGCCCGAACUCGUUUCCCGCAAUGGUACAUCUAGUAGCUCGAGUCCGCCCCUUGAGGAAGAGAGCCAACUGUCACCCGUCCUCGGUCCCCGAGUGGUGGAUGAUGAUGAAGGGAGUGUCAGAUCAUUUAGUGUUGCUCCAAGUGUGGGCAGCUUCUCCGCUCUGGAUGACGGACCGGGUGAUGUGUUUGGGGACUUGGGCCCUAGUAUCAAUCUUCGUGAAACCGACCGGAAGGGUAAAACAGUCCAGAGACUGCCCCCAGUGCCGGAUUCUCCACUCUCGCGGCCCUCUGCUAAGAAAGGCAAGGCCAAGAGCCAGCUUCGUUCAUAUAGCCCGCCCGCAUCCAUCUUCCCUCGUGCGGGGAGUCCCUUGAUACUCCCGCAGACUCCCCCUCGCAAGAAGGGUCCCAGUACAAACAUUCUUCAGUCGUCCCCGCUGCGUACCCCUCUCUCCUCCAAGGGAUUGAGUAUGAGCCCCUCGUUCGAUCUCGCACAUUACAAGACCCAUCUCGAACCUCCCGCGCCACAUCCUCUCCCCGUUUCUGUCAUAGGAGAACAACCGCCGACCAAUGAGGGUACGUCCUCUGAAGCCCGUGCCGAGGACUCGGAGCGGGAGCUGCCGCAUACACCCGAGAAACGUUCGAGUUCGGGUUCGAACUUAGGGGUGCCGUUCUUGUCUGCCACGCCUCAGCGCCUUGUGUUCCCCACCACUCCCAACAGCUCUUCGCCCUUCCGCCUAACAUACGAAGCGACCCUUGAUCCUUAUAAUCCGGCUUCAGUCCUCAAUGAGGAGUUGUCGCGGUUGGGAACGUCGGCGACUUUCGACAGUCCUGUUGGAUUGUAUGGUCGGGCUGCACGAGGACUCCUAUAUGAGAGCCCGGAUGCCGCGAGUCCUGGGCGUUUGACUCGCUACUGGUGA
Gloeophyllum trabeum ATCC 11539 is the source of this 2583-nucleotide messenger RNA. RefSeq lists its product as uncharacterized. Gene Ontology annotation, biological process: anatomical structure morphogenesis; regulation of transcription by RNA polymerase II; cell differentiation. The transcript has 5 exons. Lineage: Eukaryota; Fungi; Basidiomycota; Agaricomycetes; Gloeophyllales; Gloeophyllaceae. Bases 1 to 2583 code for a protein of 860 amino acids. The record is from RefSeq and is a predicted model, not a curated record. Gene Ontology annotation, molecular function: DNA-binding transcription factor activity, RNA polymerase II-specific; RNA polymerase II cis-regulatory region sequence-specific DNA binding.